CGCAGUCUCGUUGGUUGCUCUGGGGGCGUGGCUUGUGUGGGCGUGGCGGCGGGGGGCGUGUCCCGCGGGCGGAAGGCGCGGCGAUGGCCGAGGCGGAGGCGCUGCUGGCGGUGGGGCUGAUCGAAAAAGACACCAACGGCGAUGCCUUGUGGGUUUGGUGUUAUCCGGCUGUAACAGCUGAACUGAGGAGUUUGCUGCUGCGAAAGUGCUGCCUGACAGAUGAAAACAAACUGCUCCACACAUUUGUAUUCGGUCAGUAUAAAAGGACGUGGUUCUACAUCACGACAGUGGAAGUACAGGAUUCUCCAGCCUUGAAAAAGGUGACCCACUUUUCCAUCGUGCUGAUGGCCAAAGACUUUAACCCGGAGAAAUACGCUGCCUUCACGCGGAUACUGUGCAGAAUCUACUUGAAGCACGGAAGCCCAGUUAAAAUGAUGGAGAGUUACAUUGCGGUCCUUACCAAGGGGAUCUGCCAAAGCGAAGAGAACGGCUCUUUCCUCAGCAAAGAUUUUGAUGCUCGGAAAGCUUAUCUCGCUGGUUCCAUCAAAGAUAUAGUGUCUCAGUUUGGAAUGGAAACAGUUAUCUUGUACACAGCGCUGAUGUUAAAGAAGAGAAUUGUCGUGUACCAUCCUAGAAUAGAAGCCCUCCAGGAGUUCACCAGGACUCUGCCUGCUCUGGUAUGGCAUCGACAGGACUGGUCGAUUCUUCAUUCCUACGUGCAUCUAAAUGAGGAGGAAGUGGAAGCCUUAAAAGCCUGCACAGGGUACAUUGCUGGGUUUACAGACUCUGAAGUGAACAGCAGACCAGACCUCUACGAAGUGCACGUGAACUUGGCAGAGAGCGAGAUCACUGUUUCCCCUCUUGCCAAAGAGGCAAUGACAAUGGGAAAACUUCACAAAGAAAUUGGACAACUAAUUGUUCAGUCUGCAGAAGACCCAGAGAAAUCAGACAGCCAAGUCAUUAAGGAUAUUUCUCUGAAGACAAAAGAAAUCUUGGCUACUUUAGCCUCGCUGACUGAAGUUUCUGACAACAGUGAAAAACCAACUCUGAACUCCGAGGCCCUGAAACAAAAGCGUUUUCCACCUGCUACAGAAAACUUCCUUUUCCAUUUAGCAGCUGCUGAACAAAUGCUUAAAAUCUGAUUGUGACGCCCUGCAGCGUUAUGGACUGAUCCACAAACACCAUCUUUGCCAUACGGAUAGGGAUGCCUGAUCUUUUAUAUGGGAAAUUAAAGGUAUAAGAGCGAAUGUCAUAUUUACUGUGCUAUAAUGCAGAAUACCUGGAGCACGUGGAGGUGUAUUUGGGAAUGUUCCUGGUAUCAUUAUCCUCCCUAGCUAUGAUUUUGUAUUUACGGCUCCUGGGUUCCACGGGCGUGUAUAGAGGUGGGACGUGUCUGUGUGCGUGUGACAGACAUCGCUGUAGCAGCCACUUCUCCUGCAGGUUCCAAGCUCUGUUCUUGUUCUCACUUGUCUUCCUGGGAUCUGGAACACAGCACGUACGCUAUCAAACCGAUGUAGGUUGGAUGUGCUGAUGUCUGCACAGGGAUACACAAAACACACAGUCUGAGGGCUGAUUCUGGGCUUCCAGGUGUGUCAGCCUGGCAGAUGUUGUUCCUGGUCCCUGGGAAUCCCAAACAAAUGGACAAGUUCUCCUCUUUCUACUUGGAAGUAGAAAAGGACAUCCGGGAGAAUCCAAUGUAGAUGUACUGUAUAGAGGAAGAGGCCUUACUAAAUGGAGGAAGAGGUAUUUUACAGCUCAAGUGGGAGCUGAGAACCUCUUUUUGGACUCUUGCCUUAGACCUUUUCCCCCUUUCCCUCCAUCCCAUGGAGGGAAAAGAGGAUGGGAUGAUUCUGUUUAAAAUGGGGCUUCCUUAGGGGUCACAGCCCAGUGCUGUUGUAUGGCUGGAGAUGUUGUUGGGGGUUCUCUUCUCUGAGAAGAUGCUUAAGAUUAUGUUGGGUUUCUCUUCUCUGAGAAGAUGCUUGGCCAUUCUUUCCUGAUCCAGUUGACACAAAAGUGGAUGAGUUGAAGCCUAACGGACUAGGAACGUGCCAAUGGCGGGCUGCCACAGCAGGAGCACCACCUGCUUGAGCUGUAACACUAGUAUGGUCUGAUGGUGCUCUGGGUGGGUGGAAAACCUGGAAGAAAUAGUGAAAACUGGGAAAUAAUUGAGAGAAAAUUAAAUUUCCCUCCUUGUUUAGUCAUGCAGCCAUAACUCGAGGGAAUUUUUUAUUGAUUGAGCAGCCUGAAUCGAGCUGCUUUGUGAUCUUUGAGGACCUGGAUUCCUUAUAGGGAAGUACUGAGCCAAAUGGUGUGUUUCUUCAGGAACGUCCCCAAGAAAUCAGUCCGUUCUGCAGCAGCACUUUGUUCUCGUUAAAAGUAACCUUCGUCCUGGCCUUUGUACGGAGAGGCUGUAGCGUGGGGUUUUGCGGAGAGAUUUUAUACUUGUGAUGAAAACUACAGGAAUCGAUAUUUCUAUUGGUAAAUAAUUGCUAUCCUGAAGCUGGUAGAGCUCAUCGAUAGCUGUGUGUGAGCAAUACUGCUUGGGAAAGGCUCGUCCUUUUCCUGUGUAUCAUGAAGUAAGGAAAUGAGUUUUGGGUAAGGAAUGUGGCAUCUGUGAAAUGGGGAGUUACUGUGGGCGUAAAUGAAAGCACUUCAGAAUAACCUCCUAUUUUCAGGGGUGUGGAAUUCCACUUUACACCCUUACUCUGCUGUAUAAGUUCUGAGCGCAGAAGAGCGCGCUGCGCUUUUUAACUUCUGAGGAAAAUAUCAUUGCCCUUGUUCGCUUCUAAGUGCUCCACAGCUUUUUUUUUCUCCCCCCAUUAAUGUGUUUUUCUUCACAAUUCUUCCACAUUGCUGCUUCUGUUCGGGGACUUUUACAGCAGUCGGGAUAGCCGAAGGGCAAGACUGUGCUGAAAAUUCCCUUCAGGACUUACUUGAGUCCAUGGAAAAUGAAGUCCAUCACCUAGAAAAGCCUGCGGGUGCUUUCUGUCUUCUUGUAACGGGGAAGAAAACCGUAGCUCCUUAUUAACAAAAAGCCUUGUGGUGCAUCACUGAGGUGGUGUGGGUGUUAGAGACAGCCACAAAAAGCAGAGAUGCUCGGUUACAAACUAAAUAUCUAGUGUUUGUUUUGCUUUCUGGUUUGGAAACUCCUAUGUUGGAAGUCUCGAUGUUGUGCUAGAUCAUAUACGCGGAUGAAACACAACUUUGCACUUGAGGAACUGGACUCACAGCAUGCUUAUGCCUAUUAAAU
This is a messenger RNA of Cuculus canorus (common cuckoo), 3250 nucleotides long. It is a transcript of the gene DENND10, whose product is annotated as DENN domain containing 10. Gene Ontology annotation, molecular function: guanyl-nucleotide exchange factor activity; small GTPase binding. The transcript is spliced from 9 exons. Lineage: Eukaryota; Metazoa; Chordata; Aves; Cuculiformes; Cuculidae. Gene Ontology annotation, biological process: regulation of early endosome to late endosome transport; protein transport. The coding region runs from base 84 to 1142 and encodes 352 amino acids. The record is from RefSeq and is a predicted model, not a curated record. Gene Ontology annotation, cellular component: late endosome.